GACAUGUGGCAGUAGAGACCAGUGAGCCUUGAGGAGAGACUAUGGGGGACUGGAACCUGCUGGGCAGCAUCUUGGAGGAAGUACAUGUCCACUCCACCAUUGUAGGAAAGAUCUGGCUCACCAUCCUCUUUAUCUUCCGCAUGCUGGUGCUGGGAGUGGCGGCCGAGGACGUGUGGGACGAUGAGCAGAGCGAGUUCAUCUGCAACACGGAUCAGCCGGGCUGCAAGACCGUCUGUUACGACCAGGCCUUCCCCAUCUCCCUCAUCCGCUUCUGGGUCCUGCAGGUCAUCUUCGUGUCCUCGCCCUCCCUCGUCUACAUGGGCCACGCGCUCUACCGCCUGCGUGCCCUGGAGAAGGAGAGGCACCGGAGGAGGGUCCAGCUGAAGGCAGAGCUGGGGGAGACGGAGGCGCUGGUGGAGGAGCACAAGCGCAUUGAGAAGGAGUUGAAGAGGCUGGAGGAGCAGAGGAAGGUGAAGAAGGCUCCACUGAGAGGGUCCCUGCUGCGGACGUACGUCAUCCAUAUCCUAACACGCUCCGUGGUGGAGGUGGGCUUCAUCAUGGGCCAGUAUAUCCUGUAUGGCAUUGGACUGGAACCUCUUUAUAAAUGCGAGAGGAUGCCUUGCCCCAACAGCGUGGACUGUUACGUGUCCAGGCCCACGGAGAAAACAGUGUUCAUGGUGUUCAUGAUCGUCAUUGCCGGGGUGUCUCUCUUCCUGAACCUAAUGGAGAUUUCCCACCUGGGCAUCAAGAAAAUCAAACAGACUCUGAAGGGAGACAAGUACCCAGCAGACAACGACAGUUUGAUUUAUAAGCCGAAGAAGAAAGCGAUGAUACAGCAACUGUGUGUGAUGAGGAAACUGUCUUCUCACAACGGGCCGCUGACUCAGACCAUCUUCAAAGUCAUUCCUGAGGAGGAUCUGAACCCAAUGGACCCACCUCCCCACUACAUACCUAACCACGAGGUGCCCAGGCACAACAGCGUGGCUCCAGGCCAGUACCUGGCCAACUGCACUGGCCUCCAGCCCCAUCAGCACUACCAGCAGCAGCAGCAGCAGCAGCAGCUCCAGCAACGUCAGCCCAGCCAAGGGAUGAUCCAGACCCUGCACCUCCAGGGAGCCCCAGAGAACCACACCACCACCAUGGUAGACCAGCACCCUCCAGCCUACGGAGGAGUUUUCUUGAAUGGAGACAGUGGGCCCAGGAACCUGCAGGGUCAGCCGAACCAUAAGGACCCCAAUUUACACCCUCAAGACCACUACCAGCCCAGCCACAUGGAAGUAGUACCUGUGCCUAUUGCAACACACAGACCCAGCAUCAUGACAACACACAGACCAAGCUUGGCUCCAAGGGACAUAGACCUGGAGGCAGAUAGGAGGAAAUCAAUGGGCAGCGACUUCCUCUUGCCUAACCCAGGAAGGAAGCAAAGCUUCAUGACACGUAUGCCCUCUGAGAGCAUGUCCACCAUCAGUGACUGCAGCAGCAACUCUCUACGGACAUCUGACUCUGAACUGGGCGACAUGGGGGACAUGCCCAUGAUGCCACCCCCUGGAAGGAGAAUGUCAAUGAGUGUAUUCUUGGACAUCUCCUCUAUCAUGAAAAAGUGAAGAGGGAAGAGAGCAAAAAUAGGACCCAGGAGUUGCCUACGAGUGAAGCAACACACAGAAGAUAUCAAUAACACUGCACUCAUCAUUGAUUGAGCCAAAAACAGCCACCAUCCCAUGCCAGGCCGUGCGUGGGCGUACGUAGUGCCAUGUGUGGGUAUAAGCCAUACGCAGUGCUGUUCCCCAAUGUGUUUUCAAUUCAAAGCACCUAAAAAUGCUCAGUAUCUCCAAAUGAGUUACUUUUUAUGUGGUUGAUCGUGGCAGAAAAGGAAAAGGAUUGUGCACAUCAACAGAAAUGUGUUGAUUGUGAUAAAAUAAUGUUGGUGAGCAUGCAAAAGCUUGGAAAAUGCAACGAUAUCCCUUGAAAAACUUUUGUAUGCUUAUAUAGAGCAUUCACUUUUAUAAAAGUAUUAUUUUGCUUGAACUUUUUUUAACCCUAACAAAGACAACGUUGGGCCAAUUGUGCGCUGCCCUAUGGGGCUCC
This is a messenger RNA of Oncorhynchus keta (chum salmon), 2085 nucleotides long. Its product is annotated as gap junction alpha-10 protein-like. Gene Ontology annotation, biological process: cell communication. Lineage: Eukaryota; Metazoa; Chordata; Actinopteri; Salmoniformes; Salmonidae. The record is from RefSeq and is a predicted model, not a curated record. The coding region runs from base 42 to 1604 and encodes 520 amino acids. Gene Ontology annotation, cellular component: connexin complex. The transcript has 2 exons.